UGUAUAACAUUGCUCUGCUUCAAUGCAAAUAAAAAACAUAGAUAAGGUAACAGUGUAUCCUAAAGCAUUCUACGCUUCAUUUAGGAAUAAAUAUGUGACGUUUUAAUGCUCUGCGUGUGGGUGAGUUCAAAAAAAAAGUAUCUUUUUUUUUUCUUUCUCUUGUUAUCAAUUAUGAUGCUCAGAAACUUUGAGAAAAAAAGGCCUAAAGCGAACGAGAAUGAUGUAGAAGAUCAAAGUAGAGCAGUUAAUAAAAGCAUUGGAUCCAACAAGUCUUUCUUAAGAAAUGCUACGCCAGCCUUGUCACUCAAGACAAACCAAAAGAGAUCUAUCGACCUUAAUGAAGAAGCACAGACCAAGAAACAACACACCGAACCUAUUGAACGCACCCAACGUCACCGUGAAGAAGAAAUCGAAUGGGCUCCUGCUGGAUUCGAUCUUGAUUUCAGUGGGUUUGAUAGUACCGUUGAAACUUAUGAACCUGUUCUUUCCAAUCUUGAAUUACCAGAAAAUGACACAGCCAUUGAAAGACGCUUUCAUGUUGAACAAGAACCUGAAGUUGAACAAGAACAAGAACUUCCUGAACAAGACAUGUCUACUAUUGAAUACUGUCCACCUAAAGAAAAAGAAUUACCUUAUGUACCUGACUCAAGUUGUAUUGUCAAAGUAUCAGCCUUUGAUGGAUUUGCAGAUAUCAAUGCUUAUGAAUUAGCCCGUACAUUCAACAAAGACGACGAUACAUUUAUUGUGUAUCCUGAUGAUGAAGACAUCUUGAAUCAACUCUCUGUUCAACCUAUUGCUGAUAUCGAAUUUGAUUAUGAUUCUAGUGACCUUGAUCCUGAAUCUGAUACUGUAUCUGAUCAUGACUUUUCUUCUAUUCCUUUCCAAGACCAUACAUUGGAUAUUGAGUUUUAUGUUGAAGCUCAUUGUCAUUAAAUAAAAUAAAUAAAAAUAAAGCACUGACUUUUAAAUACGCGAACUCUUUUUCUCUUUUUCUUUUUUCACAAACUCAAGAUGGUGUUGGCUGAUUUAGGACGUAAAAUCAACUCUGCUUUUAAUGAAUUAACCAAGGCCCCUGUGAUUGACGAAAAGGUCCUGGAUUCACUUGUAAAAGAGAUCUGUGCUGCGUUACUUGCUUCCGAUGUCAAUGUGAUGCUUGU
Molecule: messenger RNA, 1157 nt
Organism: Gilbertella persicaria
Lineage: Eukaryota; Fungi; Mucoromycota; Mucoromycetes; Mucorales; Choanephoraceae
Exons: 6
Coding region: 106-933 (275 amino acids)
Source: RefSeq, a predicted model, not a curated record